AAGUUUGCGAAGGAGAAAGUUUAGACUACACGGUCCCAUCGUUCUGAAAGUUGAAUGUUCGUAUGGGGAGGAGUUAGAGGGCGUCAUGUAUAAAGAGAGCAGGUACAAACUCGCUGGAUCACAGUCCGUGUUGGAAUUUCAAGACGUUCACUCUUGCUCCUUUUUCUUUCUCUAAGACACUUUUUCCUCGUUCUCCUGUCAACGAAAAACAAAAUUUCCAGCAGUAUUAUUAUUUGAGUGAGAAUCGCUUUAGUUGACAUUAAAGUGACAACGCAAAUGGAUUUCGAAACGAUUGUGUAAUUACUGAUUGUUGCGUUACAUGCGUGCCAGGCAAACCCACGUGCAGCAAUUCAAGAUAUUUUGAAGUUUACCGAAACAUAAUAUCUGCAUUACGGCAGUGCAGUUUGCAUCGGACGAAAAAAAGCAAGUUAACGAUUCGUUAUCGACCAGCUAUUCGACACGAAACCAUGAAAGUCAUUAUUGUAGUUUUCCUCCUUUACCUAGUUUCGGUCGGCUGUUAUCAGGACACAAAGGAAGAAGGUGGUCAUGCUUCUUUAGACACGCCUAUGAGCGAAGAGUCUGAUAUCAGUAACACGACACAGCUGACAAGUGAAGAGGAGAAAGAAAAUGACCGAAAGCUCAUGGAACAAUGGACCCGGAUGUUCUUUAACAUGGGUAGAACCCCGCAACAGGGAGAGCAAAUUCUCAUUUUCCCGGGGCUCUUCAACGGUUCGACGACGGUGGAAGUGGCCAAACUGAGGGAGUUUCGCAGUUUCGACAAUUAAACGACAACUAAUAACAUUACCGUCCUUCCUGCGUACUUAAUUGAUGGGCAGCCAGAGUUGUCAGAAGUCCCAACUCCAGCGAGUGCGACAUCUCCAAGCUUUAUUGUCCUUUCUAAUGACAGCCGCUUAUUCUUCCACGACGAGGAAUACUUUUUUGAAGAUGUCGAAUCGCAAGACGAGGACCAGAGACAGCGACGACGUCUGCGCUCAGCACGCAACGAAAUGAAUCUUCUGAAUGCCGAUCACGAACAUAUUACUACCAUGAUCACGACCGUAUUCAGUACGGCGAGGAAUUACCUGAAUAACGAAACUGUGAGAUCAAAUGUCGUGCAGUAUCUGACGCACAAGAUGCGCUCUUUUGGGCUAGUCACGGGCAAUCAAAUAUUCCACCCCAUAGAAUUCGCCGCAUUGUUUUCAGAAGGGGAUGAAGGAGACGUUCCUAGUGGGACGAAUGUGAUUGGCAUAUUGCCUGGUGAACUUUGGGGAAGUCAAGAAGAUGAAGUCUUAGUUAUUGGAGCCCAUUGGGACACGGUUCCUUUCUCAGGUGGAAUGGAUGAUAACGGGAGUGGGGUCACGGCUGUCCUGGAGGUUGCGCGAGCCAUGACAGAAGGUGGUUGUCGCCCCAAGCACAGUGUCAUCUUUGUUGCGUUUGAUUUAGAAGAAGUCGGUUGCUUGGGAAGUAUUUUUUUUGUGCGUGAUUUUUUGAUUCAACAAGUCCUUCAACCGCACGGGGCUAAGCUGAAGGGCGCUUUCAUUCUGGAUACAAUAAUGAAUUAUAAUGAGACCCAGUUUUCACAGACACUGUCACCUGAAUGGCAAUCCGCCCUCCCUUUCUUUUGGGAAGAUAUACAGGCCGAAAACAAUACUGGGGACUUUUUAGCAGUUCUUUACAGAAAAGACGUAGAUGCUUCGUUGGCAGACACUUUGGCUUCCAACUGGAAAAGUGAUGGAAAACCAAGCAAGAAGAAAUCUCAAAGAGAUAAUACGGUUGACAGAAAUCCAAGAACGUUUCGAGUUAACAACAAAGAAAUAACAAUAAUGAAAACACAAGAUAAACCAAUAGAGACAGUAAAAUCAAGCAGCAGUAAAUAUCGCUUGAAAAAGGUACAAAUGGACUUGGUAGCUGAGGUGGGAGAAGAGCUUGAGCUUCUGACUGGCUGGAUUGAUCUUUUGCGAAGCGACCAUAGUCGAUUUUGGUACCACAACAUCGAGAGCUAUUCCCAUUCCUUUCCAGCGGUACUCAUUACAGAUACAGCACCUUACCGUGGGAUCAUGCAGGAAUGUUAUCAUCAAGAAUGUGACUCAUCAUCUGCGAAUGAGAAUUUGAAAUUUGCCAAUAUUCCAUUCUUGACCAAAACGUGCCAGGCAUUGAUAGAUACCAUGGUGAGCCUAAGUGAAUCAAAGUGCCUAUUCCAGUCUCAACAACAAGAGGGAACUAAAGGUCGUCGACAGGGUGCCAGUAAACAAAAAAUUUCCUCUUAUUCCUCCGGAUCCCGCACAACAUUUUUUCCUCAAAUUCUUAUGGUCACAAUUGCAUUAUUGUCACUCAAAUGACAAUCAUGUUAAGAAAGUGGUUGUAGUUCCUGUAUUUUUCCAUUGUAAUUACCAUAUUUAUUCCCAAGCGCCUUGACCCAAAUUAUUUUUCCAGACUCAAGAUGCCAAAGGGCUCAUAAAGAUUUAUCCGUUUUUAAUCUAACUGUACAGUGUGCAAUCUUGAAGAUAUGUGACUGUCAGUUUUCUCAUGCGUUUUUCUUUUAUUUCGAUUUUUUUAAAAAUUUUUGUUAUAACCGUUACCUUACAAUAAGUAAGCUACUAACUGUUCACCUGUGAUUUAUAAAGAAUAAAUUAGAAUGUGGUUCCUAUAAUUCAUUGUCUGUACCAAGGAUUUAAAUUCUUCACUUAAUUAUGCAACGCCUAUGAAAGUUUAUUAUUCUUAACUGGAUAAAAACACACAGUAAAAAGAAAUACAUAGACGGAAUAUUGGAAAAAAUUCCAUAUCAAAUUGAAUUCGAUGGCUGGUUUUCAACAUUAAAAGGCAUGCGGACAUCAAUCAAUAAUGAAAGCCCCAAUCCCGACUAGUAGUAGGCACCUGGCCAUGUCAACUAAUUUUUGGCCGAACUCUUGAAAUUCUGUACGAAAAAAAAACAC
Molecule: messenger RNA, 2933 nt
Organism: Daphnia pulex (common water flea)
Lineage: Eukaryota; Metazoa; Arthropoda; Branchiopoda; Diplostraca; Daphniidae
Exons: 12
Coding region: 1008-2339 (443 amino acids)
Biological process (GO): proteolysis
Molecular function (GO): metalloexopeptidase activity
Source: RefSeq, a predicted model, not a curated record